Symbiodinium sp. CCMP2592 is the source of this 1209-nucleotide messenger RNA. Lineage: Eukaryota; Dinophyceae; Suessiales; Symbiodiniaceae. The record is from the annotation of a GenBank genome assembly.
AUGUCUCUGUCCACCGAUGCCUCUGGUGGUAUACAGGUGGACUUCUUCGUGAAUGGAAGGAGGAGCCUCCAGAAGGCGCCGCUCUCGAACUUCCGCUUCGAGGGCUACGUUCAUCCAGAGGCGUACCUGGACAAGUCAGACGCUUCAGGCCGUCCGGUCAUCAAGUUUUUGCGGAGCGCCUGGGCAGAAAGCACUGAGGAGCUCCCAGCCUUUGACAUCGGCAACAUCCUUGAUGUUGGCCCACUCGCUGAGAUCGGCCGUGCCUUGGCCUCCUUCGCGUCAAACCGCAGCCUGAGGCGUAGCGUGGGCAGGAGGAAAGCUCGGCGAUUCCGCUUGGGCAGUCGUCCAUACGCGCCUCGCUCUGGGAGCGUUGCGAGGGCAAUGGGGACAAACAUCAGCCGUUUCCUCGAGCGGUUGAACGCAGCCGGCAUUGGCCUGGAGGGUUCCUUCCUCAACAUUGGCGCAAACGACGGGAUCGGCGAUGAUCCUUUGGCUCACUAUGCCCAGAGCUCACUUGUGAAGGAGAGUGGUGCUGCAGUCGCCAUUGAGGCGGACGAAGAGCUGUGUGCGAAGCACCGGCGGAACCUUCCCUGGGUGGCCCUUCACUGCGGUUUCGCCGUGCCAUCCACAUUGAGGUCGUUGCUGGGGCCUCUGCCCUGGAGGAGUCUGGAUGUGCUCAAAGUAGACAUCGACUCCUACGACGGUCUGAUCGUGGACGAAUGUGUCCACCGCCUGGGCUGGCGCCCGAAAGUCAUACAAGUCGAGGUAAAUGCGGGCAUCCCUCCGCCUUUGCAGUACUCGCUCUUGGACUCGCCAUUGCUGCGUGAGCACUUGCCCUAUGUGGAGGUGCAUGGGCCGAUCUUCGGAGAGAAGGAGAUGCGCCUGCACAUGAAUUCCCCAAUUGCAGGGACUUCGCUGUCAUAUUAUGUGCAGCAUCUGUGGCCCGUGUACGUGCUCUGGGACAUUGUGAGCCCCGAUGCCAUUUUCUUGCGUGCCGACCUGGCAGAAGUCACAGGCGUCGAGGCGCUUGACGAGUUCCACGCCUUUGCAUGGAGCUGGGCAGACAUCCAUAACUUCCACAGGGACUUGGUCCGGCGCUGGACCUUCGAGUUGGAUGCCGAGAGCGCCCUUGGCGAGGCCUUCCAGUACAUGGUGAACUGGAUGAAACAACAUCUUGGCAUCAUCCUGCCAUUCCACCUCGGCUUGUAG